AUGGAAAAUGAAUUAAAUGUGCUGCAUAUCCUGAUUUUCAUCUGCAUUGCAUUUGGUCCUCUAUGGAUUACUUCAUCAAAAUUCAGGUAUUACUUCAAAGUAGUCCUUUAUACGGUUUGUCUGAUAAUCGCUGGAACAAUUGGUACAUGUCUAUCACUGCCAAAUGGAAGGACACCGAAAAAUCAUUGGCAUACGUUUCGCGCUUUUCAAUUAUUAACAUUUUGGUGUGGCAUAUCUUACGAAAUACGCAAUCGGAAUUUUAUCGAAGUCGAUAAUUCGUUUAUUAUUAUUGCAAAUCAUCAAACUUUACUAGAUGUUUUAACUUUAACUCAUGUUUGGCCCGAAAACUGCGUUGUUUUGUUGAAGAGCAGUUUGAAAUUUGUGCCCGGCUUCAAUGUUUGUGCUUAUCUUUGUGAAGCUAUUUUUAUAAACAGAUUCAGCAAAGUCGCUGCGCAUAAAUCAGUUGAGCAAGCAAUCAAUGCAAUACGGAAUUAUAGAAAGAUAUGGAUAUUCCCGGAAGGAACGAGAAACUCCAGUGGUACAAUGCUGCCAUUUAAAAAAGGCGCUUUCAUUAUAGCGCGUGAAGCAAAUGUUCCAAUCCUCCCAGUAGUAAUUUCAUCGUAUCAAUCAUUUUAUCGAAAAGCUGAUUAUAAGUUUGACUACGGCGGUCGGGUAAUAAUCGAAAUUCUUCCUGCAAUCGACCCAUCAAGAUUUUCCGAUAUUGAAAGUAUAAGUGAAGAAUGUCAUAAACAGAUGGAAAAUGUUUAUCGAAAAAUAAGCGACGAAUUAUGUCCAAUAACAUAA
Cercopithifilaria johnstoni is the source of this 804-nucleotide messenger RNA. The record is from the annotation of a GenBank genome assembly. NCBI's taxonomy places the organism in Eukaryota, Metazoa, Nematoda, Chromadorea, Rhabditida, Onchocercidae.